This is a messenger RNA of Drosophila gunungcola (fruit fly), 502 nucleotides long. RefSeq lists its product as uncharacterized. NCBI's taxonomy places the organism in Eukaryota, Metazoa, Arthropoda, Insecta, Diptera, Drosophilidae. Bases 139 to 336 code for a protein of 65 amino acids. The transcript is spliced from 2 exons. The record is from RefSeq and is a predicted model, not a curated record.
CUUACAUAAACCAAAACGCAAGUCAAAAUUAAUCUCAGCUACGUGAGCAGUCGACGCGCUGAAGACCACGUAGGACCAAAUUUUGAACUAUUUAUGUAGGGUGCAAGCCCUUAGAAAGGCACAGCUCGCAUCUCGAAUAUGUCCAACCAAAAAGUAUUGCUCGUUGCCCUGCUUUGCCUGAUGGUGACAGUGGCCUGGAGUCUGCCCAGUCAGUCUGUAAAUGUGACGGAAACAGCGACGUCGAAAAGGCAGCUUAUCAAGGAUUUUGUGGCCAAGGUUCAGGAACUUAUAAACUUAUUAGUUAAACAGUUGCAGGAACUUUCAGCCAAAAAAUAGGAUUUAUAUCAAAGAGCAUACAAUAAAAUAGAAAAAGAGUGUGUUGCCAAUUAAUAAACAUGUUUUCACGUUAAAUAAAUAAUAUUUACGCGAUUUAAGAUUCUUUGUGAAUAAAAUUUUCCGAUAACAAUAAAUAUAAAUAAUAUUGGUACUUAUUCAUCUCUCA